Messenger RNA from Musca vetustissima, 597 nucleotides. It is a transcript of the gene Trs31, whose product is annotated as trafficking protein particle complex subunit 5. The transcript is spliced from 4 exons. Gene Ontology annotation, biological process: endoplasmic reticulum to Golgi vesicle-mediated transport. The coding region runs from base 1 to 582 and encodes 193 amino acids. The record is from RefSeq and is a predicted model, not a curated record. Gene Ontology annotation, cellular component: TRAPPII protein complex; TRAPPIII protein complex; TRAPPI protein complex. NCBI's taxonomy places the organism in Eukaryota, Metazoa, Arthropoda, Insecta, Diptera, Muscidae.
AUGGAAAAGUUGGAGGCAUUGAAAAUGUCCUCCAUGAGGCGUACUAAUAUUCUGGAUAGGCCACUGUCAAAGGGGAAAUCAGAAGUAUCUCAAAGUAUUGUGGCCUUGUUGUUCAGCGAAAUUGUUCAGUAUUGUCAAAGCAAAGUGUAUACGGUGCCAGAACUGCAGAAUCGUCUACAUGAAUUGGGCCAGGAUGUGGGCACCCGUGUUAUUGAUCUCUAUUUUAUGCGAGAACGAAGUUCGAAAAGAGAAACCAAAUUGACGCAAAUGCUGCUGUUUGUCAAGACCACCGUGUGGAAGAAUCUAUUUGGCAAAGAAGCAGAAAAACUAGAACAUGCCAACGACGAUGAAAGGACCUACUAUAUCAUUGAGAAACAGCCAUUGGUGAACACCUAUAUUAGUGUGCCCAAAGACAAAGGAACACUGAAUUGUGCCAACUUCACAGCGGGAAUAGUGGAGGCUGUUUUAACACACUGUGGAUUUCCCUGCAAAGUGACAGCCCAUUGGCAUAAGGGUACCACCUAUAUGAUCAAAUUCGAAGAUUUUGUUAUAGCCCGUGACAAACAAUUAGAGGAGAAAUAAAUUAAUUAAAUAAAA